AAGAGUGGGAGUACAAAGAUAUUUAGCUCUUCAGCUUCACAGACUGUUUGGACACAACUGCUCAUCAUCUUCACAUUACUUCUGCUUUUAAAUUUGUAGCUUUGGGUUCUUCCAUUUUUUUUGCAGAGUGGAUCUGGAUCUGCACCUGAUACCUUAAGGAAAAAACAUGCAACAGCUGAUCAGUUGAGCUAAUAUAUGAGCCCUAAAAAGUCUUUAUUACCUUGAAGAACCCGGCCUCAGAAAACACGAUUACGACCAAACAACGAAGACAGAGGAGGGAGGAAUCCUUGGACAUCGUCACCACAAAUGAAGGAGACCAUUCAGUGUGAGGCCAGAGAUGCUUUCGGCUUUCUUUUCCAAAAACUGUGAUUGAAACAGAGGAGAUCAAACUAACGACAGACUGUGCUGACACUCUUGUUCAUAUCCUGCACACAGACGUUUUCCUAAACUUAAUCGGGGUCAGAGUGUGAAUGAGCUUCCUUUGACCCUCUUCUGCACUGAGAAAUAAACAAUUUCAUAUAAUUAAAGAGAGUGUCAUGAAAGGCUUAAGUCUCAGCCGGGGGUUGCUGGUCCUUCUGCUCCUUUGGACUUUGUCAGCUGUCAUUGAUGCAGGCAGCGCAGAACGAGGAGUAUCUGGAAGAAGGAGAGGAGGAAGUGGUGGCGGCGCCGGCGAGAAAAGGAGGAAGUUGCACCGCAUCCAGCACGGCCAGUGCAGCUACACCUUCAUCCUGCCAGAGCUGGACGGAUGCCCCGGUGGAGGGUCGCCAUCACAGACGCAACACUAUGGUGGCUUUCAGGGCGGGCCGGGUGUCGUUCAGAGAGACUCGCCGCCUGCUGACAGCGAAUGGUCGGCUCAGAAACUGCAACACCUGGAGAGCACGAUGGAGAACAACACACAGUGGCUGCAGAAGGAAGAAAAGCAUGAAAACCAUCCAGUGAGUG
Maylandia zebra (zebra mbuna) is the source of this 942-nucleotide messenger RNA. Lineage: Eukaryota; Metazoa; Chordata; Actinopteri; Cichliformes; Cichlidae. The record is from RefSeq and is a predicted model, not a curated record.